AUGUCAAUUUUAGCAAAUAUAAGAAAUUUUUUUGAUCAUGUUGGAGAGAAUUUCAAUCAAACAUUUCGAUCACCAGGUAGAUUACCUAGAAUUCAUCAAAAUAAUGAAGUAAAUAAUACACGUUAUCCUACUGGUCCUCCAAGAAAUUCUCUACUAAGGCGUCAAAGUGUGGCUGCCGAAAGUUUUGAUCCAGAAAAAGACAGUGAUGAUAAUAAUGAAGAAGAGAGACAAAUUUAUCCGAAAUCUGAUAGUCAACGAGCUAGGCUAACUAAUGCUGUCAAAGAAAUCCUACUCUUUCGAUGUCUUGAUGAAGAACAAAAGUCGAGAGUUAUCGAUGCUAUGCAAGAAAUGAAAGUUAAAGAAGGUGAUGUAGUUAUUAAACAAGGUGAUGAUGGAGACAAUUUCUAUGUAAUUGAAUCAGGCACCUAUGAUAUAUAUGUUAAACAGAAUCAGUCAACUGAAGAGAAAAUUGGUGAAAAAGUUGGAUCAUACAAUGGUCAUGGUUCAUUUGGUGAACUUGCUUUAAUGUAUAAUACAUCACGAGCUGCUUCUAUAAUAGCUACUACAGAUGGUAUACUAUGGCUUAUGGAUAGAAAUACUUUUCGACGUAUUGUUCUUAAAGCAGCCUUUCAUAAACGUCAAACAUAUGUAGAAUUGCUUGAGGAUAUUCCAUUACUUAAAGAAUUAAGUAGUUAUGAACGUACAAAUGUUGCUGAUGCACUACAAUCUAGAGUAUAUCAAGAUGGAGCAACUAUUAUAUCUCAAGGUGAAACUGGCAAAGAAAUGUUUAUUAUUGAAUCGGGAACUGUAAGAAUAAGUGUAAAAGAGAAUUCAAAAGAAGUGGAAUUGAGUCGAGUUGGUAAAGGUGCUUAUUUCGGAGAAUUGGCAUUAAUUACCAAACGACCUAGAGCUGCUUCAGCUUAUGCUGUAGGUGAGACUAAAUUAGCUGUUUUGGAUGUUGCAAGUUUUGAACGUUUAAUGGGACCAUGUCUUAAAGUGAUGCAAAGAAAUAUUGAUACAUAUGAAAAACAAUUAACUGAAUUACUUGGAACUAAUAAUCAAUUAAAAUUAAAUGAAUUUAGAUCAAAAUAA
This is a messenger RNA of Schistosoma guineensis, 1092 nucleotides long. The record is from the annotation of a GenBank genome assembly. Lineage: Eukaryota; Metazoa; Platyhelminthes; Trematoda; Strigeidida; Schistosomatidae.